Molecule: messenger RNA, 2402 nt
Organism: Phanerochaete carnosa HHB-10118-sp
Lineage: Eukaryota; Fungi; Basidiomycota; Agaricomycetes; Polyporales; Phanerochaetaceae
Exons: 16
Coding region: 718-2364 (548 amino acids)
Source: RefSeq, a predicted model, not a curated record
GCCACGAUCAUGGGGGCGGCCCACAACAUUCGCAGCAACAUACCUAUGAGACCGACGCCUUUGAUAGCUACCGCCUGUACCUCAAAGCAGCCGGUAUAAACAAAGUAUGCCUCCCAUAAUGCUACACUGCGGCCUCGUCUAUGACGCCUGUCAGGAAUCUAGUCUAUAGUGAUACGAGGCGAUAUACGUAUGCAUCAGGUCUCCAUAUUGUUCUUCUAUUUAUUCCUAUUGUAUGCUCACUAACUAGGGGAGAACGACAUGUACCUCAUGGUUUGCGCAUCCGAUUGUCGCCGCUUUCUCAUGGCGGAGUAGCCGAUAGGUCAGAAACGCACCGCGAACAAUGACUCCCAACAGAUCUGCCGUCAUUCUCUCAUUCAUACUGAGCACAAAUAGCCGAGAAUGUGCAACGAAUUUCAUAAGCCACUGCACAUCUAUAGACCACGCGGCAGCACCUUGUGCUCAGCAUUGUCCCCGCCAGCCGUGAAUUCUCAAUAUGUCGGGUGCCAUCAUCGAGAAAUGAGUAGCCUUGUGACCUUGUGCCAAUAUUGAUGUGCACUACACUCAGAGGGCGUUUUCCCACCGCCGGGCAGUCCUGACUCCUGGGGCCGUAUCCGCUUGCAAUUCGCCAUGGAUCAUAUGGCAAGGACGCAUAUAAAGACAUAAGAAUGUGCCGAGUUGCAUGGAGUGGAGCACCCCUCUGCCUUCAAGUUCGCUACAAUGCUUCUCUCACUUCGCAUUGCCCUCGCGCUUUUAGUGGGCCAUGCUGCCCUGGCCUCAGCUGUUCCCUCACCCAGGAGUCCUCCUUCCGUCACACUCGAUCAGGGCACCUUCAUCGGUGUCCCUGAUGGCGUUGCAAAUAAGUUUCUCGGGAUACCUUUCGCCCAGCCCCCGACCGGAGACCUCCGCUUCCGUCUUCCUGUACCUAAUGGUCCGUACAAUGGCACUCAGGAUGCAACAUCUUUUGGGCUCGCUUGUCCUCAGCAAGUCUCUCAGGUGUCGCUGCCUAGCGGCAUCGUCGCAAACGUCACCAACUUCAUCCUCGACGCCGUGGCAGACAUCAUGACGCCUAAUGGCGAAGAUUGUUUGACAUUAAAUGUCUGGACCCCCGCUAACGUCCCAGCUGGCACUAAAUUGCCAGUGGUUGUUUGGAUAUUCGGCGGCGGGUUUGAAGGCGGUGGCACAAGCACGUUCGACGGCGGCGUCAUUGUCUCCCGUUCCAUCGAAAUGAACAUGCCGGUAGUAUACGUGAGCAUGAACUAUCGAGUGACGGCCUUCGGAUUCCUCGCUAGUCAAGAAGUCAAAGAUGCAGGCGUGGGUAAUCUUGGUCUGCAAGAUCAACGUCAAGCCCUGCAGUGGGUGCAGAGAUAUAUAUCUGCAUUCAAUGGCGACCCGUCGAGAGUGACAAUGUGGGGCGAAUCUGCGGGCGCAAUUUCUGUUGCUCUGCAGAUGCUGACCAACGGCGGGAACGCAGAGGGGUUGUUCCGCGGGGCCUUCAUGGAGUCAGGCUCGCCUAUCCCUGUAGGAGACAUCACGCACGGGCAAAAGUACUAUGAUGCGCUGGUCUCCGAGACGGGCUGCUCGGGCGCUGCGGAUACCCUGCAGUGUUUACGCGGGGUGCCUUUUGAGACCCUGAUGAAUGCUGUGAACCAAUCGCCUUCGAUCUCUUCCCCGCAGUCGCUAGCCCUCGCCUGGACACCUAGGGCUGACGGCGUCUUUCUGCCAGAUGACCCUCAGACCCUUGUUACCCAAGGAAGUGUGGCAAGCGUACCCUUCGUGACAGGGGACUGCGAUGACGAAGGAACUGUCUUUGCAUUGUCGACUCUAAAUAUCUCCACGGAUGCCGAAGUGCAAACGUACUUCAAGACGUUCUACGUCCCAAAUGCUACAUCUUCUGAGCUCGAUACCAUGCUGCAGCUUUACCCGCAAGACCCUGCUCAGGGUUCUCCGUUCGAUACGGGUGAUCUCAACGUAUUGUCUCCGCAAUACAAACGCAUUGCUGCCAUACUCGGGGAUCUCGUCUUUCAAGCACCUAGACGGUUCUUCUUGACCACUCAGUCCAGCAAACAAAACACUUUCGUCUUCCUGAACAAGCGACUUAAGGCUACGCCCGGUGUGGGCACUGCGCACGGUACUGACCUUCUCAAUGUUUAUGGCGGAGGGGACAUGACAGACUACCUGGUCAACUUCAUCAACGAUCUCAAUCCGAACGGUCCAGGUCUACUGAGCUGGCCUACGUAUAGCACGUCGAGCCCUCAACUUCUUACAUUCCUGGACGGACUGGUGCCGCUAGCCAUCACGGAGGACACCUACAGAGCGGAUGGCAUGAACUUCCUUACUCAACUGUCGCUAGCGGACCCGAUCUGAAACUAUCAAUUCAUUAUGUCGGUUUUCGUGUUCAUCGG